UAUUUAGCCCUUUAAUUGAAAAGUCACUCCGUUUGUAGAUAGCGCAUCGGUUUGCAGCAUUUUAUAAGAAACUGUAUUUUUUAAUUUCAUUUGUUGCUUCAAACAUGAAACGUUUCGCAAUUUUGUCGGUGUGUGUCCUUUUUGGACUUGCUGUAGCUGAGAGUGAAGUUGACUCUCACAUUGAGCCCUUUAUUUACGAAGACAAAAUUAAUGAGACCAUUGAAGCUUUAAGACCUGAUAUUCCCGAUCCUUUGAAAAUUGCUGAUCUUUUAAUAAAAAUUCCAGAAGAUUUGGAUCUGUUGAGUGGGAAUGCGAGUGUGGCAAAUUUUGAGCUGACGGGAUUGCAGGGCUUUCAAGUGCCCUAUUUGCACCUUGCGGUGAUAGGAAUGCAACUAAAUUUUACUUUUGUUCUUCCUUCUAUCAAUCUGUUUACGGACUACAAGGGCGACCUUCUUGUCGCAAACUUGGUUCCAUUUUACGGAGCUGGCAAAGCCAAUGUUCACAUUUUGAACGCUGAAAUUCAAGGAUGUGCACAAGCCGAUCUUAAUAAUGGAAUUUCGGUCAAAAAUCUCCGCAUUCAACUUUACGUCGAGUCGGCAACUUUUGACAUUCAUGGAGCUCUCAACAACGAAGACUUUAGCCAAAUUUUGAGCGCUCUUUUGAAUGACUUGGUGCCUUCGUUUAUUGAUAACCACCAACAAGUUAUUUCUGAUGUUCUUAGUCCCAUCAUCGAGGGGCUUAUCAACGCGAUUUUGAAUGGAGGUGGUUCGUCAACACCUGCUCCAACCACCGCUCCAUAAGAGAAUUUGCUACAUAUUUGUAAAUUGGAAUUUUGUUUAAUAAACACAAAAAAAAAUAAACAGAUUUUGUCCUCUGGCA
Molecule: messenger RNA, 879 nt
Organism: Tribolium castaneum (red flour beetle)
Lineage: Eukaryota; Metazoa; Arthropoda; Insecta; Coleoptera; Tenebrionidae
Exons: 5
Coding region: 105-800 (231 amino acids)
Source: RefSeq, a predicted model, not a curated record